AUGCCUGCUUUCCCUGGGCAUGCAGGCCCUCAGUUACCGGAGUUGCUGGUUCCACGCCAACAGUUGCCCCCGGAUCAAAUGCUCCCUAUGACUGAGAAGGCUUUCGAAUUCGCCUCACUGCAUCUGAUCGUCUCUCUGGUCUGUCAGAUCAUCGCGGUUCUUGUCUUCUGCGCAAGAGUAUACACGCGAGCAUGUCCAAUCUGGAGGUUCUCCAUGGACGACUAUAUAAUUUGUUUUGCCUUUUCUCUAAUGACGGUUGCCUUUGGUUUAUGGUACAAAUGCGACCUCUGGGCAUUUUCAAGCGAACCUCCCCAUCUUCGUCAUAUCGACGACGUAAUAUAUACCUCGAUGCUGGGCGCCAUCGCAGUACCCUUCUGGGCCUGGUCGACUGGCCUGGUAAAGAUAAGCAUCGGCAUCAUGCUCCUUCGAUUUCAGCAGCAGAAGCCUCUGAGAGCCGUCAUAUACCUGAUGAUCGCGCUUAAUGUCCUCCUGAUUGUCCUCGUCGGACUCGUUCAACUGUUCGCCUGCAUCCCAUAUUCAGCCUUGUGGGACUUCAAGAACCGAAUCAAGAGUAAGAAAUGCUGGACGCAAGAGUUGAACUGGGCCAUGAUUUAUUCGUCCUCCGUCUGCAACGUCUUGACAGAUGUCGUCUUCAGUCUGAUGCCGCUUAGUUUUCUGUACAAGAUCCGACGACCCCUGUGCGAGAAAGCGACGGUCGGAGUACUGAUGGCCCUGGGCCUCGUGGCCUCGGCAUUCUCAUUGAGCAAGGCCAUUGUCAACGGUCGUCUUAUGAAGAGCUCGGACGCAGGUGGAAGUCUCAUUUUACUCGGCCUCCUGUCUUCCCUCGAAGUGCAGACAUCGCUCAUCGCUGCCUGCGCUCCCACGCUCCGCAGCUUGGCCAGGCGCUUCCUGCAGCGCAUGGGACUCGCGCACGAGAGUCGUGAUUCCUCGCCGCCGGCAUAUGCGGAGACGGUGCCAGACGCAAAAGAUCGCACCAGCGGCAUUGUGGAGCUCAAUCCAGUCCAUCGGAAGGACUCUCUCUUCCCCGCGUCCCCAGCGUCCCGAUCGGCGAUGUCGUCCCCGUAUGCAGAGUGGGACGCCGAGAUGGCCGAGCAAGAACACGAUUUGAACGAGGCGCGAUACGAGCAAGAUCCGGCAACCGGCCGGAUAGUGUGCACGACGGAGCUGAAGAUCCAUACAAGUCGGACCUACCUGCACGAUGACUACAGGCAGCACGAGGGCUGGGCCAUGGAGGAUGCCUGGAGGAGUCGGAUUGGGGUCGCACGAUAA
Westerdykella ornata is the source of this 1290-nucleotide messenger RNA. RefSeq lists its product as uncharacterized. Bases 1 to 1290 code for a protein of 429 amino acids. The record is from RefSeq and is a predicted model, not a curated record. The transcript has 2 exons. Lineage: Eukaryota; Fungi; Ascomycota; Dothideomycetes; Pleosporales; Sporormiaceae.